Molecule: messenger RNA, 4695 nt
Organism: Lotus japonicus
Lineage: Eukaryota; Viridiplantae; Streptophyta; Magnoliopsida; Fabales; Fabaceae
Product: phosphatidylinositol 4-kinase beta 1-like
Exons: 14
Coding region: 600-3656 (1018 amino acids)
Biological process (GO): phosphatidylinositol phosphate biosynthetic process; phosphatidylinositol-mediated signaling
Cellular component (GO): membrane; cytoplasm
Molecular function (GO): 1-phosphatidylinositol 4-kinase activity
Source: RefSeq, a predicted model, not a curated record
UAUAUUUCCAUUUUUACCCUUUCAUUUAAAUUAACACGUACCCCUCCUUUGAACUUCCUCUAUGACAAAUAAACAACGACCACCACCACCGCACCGUAACCACCACCACCACCAAACGCCGUCGUUCACAACAACGUGCAGAGAUCCAUUGCCGCUCCACGCUCUCGUGCAGUUACACCGAGUCUCACAUUGCAUCUCCCAGCAAUUUCGGUACCUUCAUUUCCUCAAUUUGAAGCUGCGUUGCGGUUUCUCGUGGUAAGGUGCACCGAUUGUUCCUACUGCACCUUCAAAUUCGUACCGUCCUACAAUUUCACACGAUAGAGCGUUGAUUGUUUUGCUGUAACGUUUUCUCCAUUGAUGCGAGGGUUUUCUUCUGAUCAAUUUCGUUGUUAUCAGAAUUUUCAGCAGACGCCUCAAUCGGAUGAUCGGUGAGGGUGCUGAUUCCGAUUUGAGGGAGGAUUAGGGUUUUCAGCGAAGGUUUUAGGGAUUUGUAGGGUUUAAGUAUGUUUCAGGUGGUGAUCUAAUUUGAAUCAGGCUUGUUUUUUUGGGGCUGAAUAGUGAAUCCCUUGAGGGUUAAUGAUGAUGAUGAUUGGUUGAAGAUGGUGAGGUUUUUAGGAUUGACUCGCGGGGUGGCGGAUGAACCGAGGGAAAUUGAAUCGAGGUCCAAUCUGACGAGUGAGUCCAGUGAAAAUGGUUGGCUCAUCAGGUUCUUUGACUCGUCGUUCUUCUGUGAGUGGAUUGCUGUUAGCUACUUGUACAAGCAUGAGCAUUCCGGGGUGCGUGAUUAUCUCUGUAAUAGAAUGUAUACACUUCCUUUGCAGGGAGUUGAGGGUUACUUGUUCCAAGUGUGUUACAUGAUGAUACACAAGCCGAGCCCGUCUUUGGAUAAGUUUGUCAUAGAUGUGUGCUCCAAGUCGCUUAAGAUUGCUUUGAAGGUGCAUUGGUUCUUGUUGGCGGAGCUUGAGGACACUGAUGAUAAUGAAGGGAUUAGUAGGAUUCAGGAGAAGUGCCAGAUUGGAGCCACCUUGAUGGGUGAGUGGCCACCUCUGAUAAAGCCUCAAAGCGCAGCUUCGAGCCCUGGAGGCAAGAACCAAGUUUUGAAUAAGAUAUUUUCGUCAAAACAGCGAUUUCUGUCGCUAACAUCUUCCCCGCUUACGCUGAGAUCUUUGUCAUUCUCCCCUUCUUCAGGAAACAAUUUGCAAGAGGAUGGUGGUCAGCAGUCUCCUGAAGAGAACAAGUUAUUUAGGAAAUUUAUGCCAGGUCCAAAGGUUAGAGAUGCUUUGCUUUUCAGGAAAUCAGUAGAUAAAGAUGAUGAUGACUCUGAAAAGGAUGGUUUUUUCAAGAGGCUUUUAAGAGAUAGCAAAAGUGAUGAUGAGUUCGGCCUGAAAAUUCGAGAUCUCUUUCGCAAGUCGUCUGAGAAAUAUGAUGAAGACUCUGAAAAGGAUAAUUUCUUUAAAAGGCUCCUAAGGGAUAGAGGGGAUGAUGAAGACUCUGAAAAGGAUAGUUUCUUUAGAAGGCUCUUAAGGGAUGGUAAAGGUGAAGAUGAGGAUUUGGCCUCUAGUUCAGAGGGAUUCUUCAAGAGAUUGUUUCGCGAUAGCAAGAAUGAUCCUGAGGAUAAAACACACGCUAAUAAAAGAAUGGAAGAUGAAGACAAAGAGGGAUUCUUCCGUAAGUUUUUCAGAGAGAAAUUUGAAGAUAAGAAGGAUGCAAAUGAUGGAAAUGUUGCUACUUCUGAAGAGAAGUGUAAGUCUGCUGAAGAGGAAGAAAGAGAAGGGUUUUUCCGGAAAUUGUUCAAGGAUAAAUUUGAAGAUAAAAAAGAUAGCAAUGAUAAAAUGGAGGAUGGUACUACCAUUGUUGAGGAAGAAGAGCCUUCUGAGUUUUCUUUGUUCAAAAGACUUUUUCGUGUGCACCCUGAAGAGGAUAAAAGUAGUCCAGCAAAUGAAAACGACAAUAGUGGUUUAUUUGAAAGUAGUCCAGGCACGGAAAACUUUUUCCGCAAAUUGUUUAGAGAUCGUGACCGCUCAAUUGAAGAUUCAGAGCUAUUGGGGUCAAAAAAGGAGAAAGAGAAGCAUCCUGGAUCGCUGAAGCAGCAAAAUGAGAAAUCAGGAACAAAGCCUCCACUUCCAAUUAAUACAUUGCAGUUCCGGAAAGGAGCUUACCAUGAGUCAUUGGAUUUUGUGCUUGCAUUAUGUGAGACAUCAUUUGGGUUAGUGGAUGUAUUUCCAGUUGAAGAUCGCAAACGUGCUCUCCAUGAGUCACUUGCAGAAAUCAAUUUACAUUUAACAGAAGCUCAGAAUACUGGAGGCGUUUGUUUUCCAUUGGGAAAAGGCAUGUACCGUGUGCUUCAUAUACCUGAAGAUGAAGCUGUUCUCUUGAAUUCUAGGGAGAAGGCGCCUUACAUGAUUUGCGUUGAAGUUUUGAGAUGUGAAAUGCCAAGCAAUUCCCGGGAGGCAUCCAGUUCCCAGAAACUUUCUAAAGGUGGAAUUCCUUUGGCAAAUGGAGAUGCUUUCUUACAAAAACCACCCCCUUGGGCUUAUCCAUUACAGACAGCACAGGAGGUGUAUCGUAAUAGUAACGAUAGAAUGUCCAAAUCAACUGCUCAGGCUAUUGACCAGGCAAUGAACCAUGCUUCUGGGUCAAAAAUAAAAUUUGUUAGUCUGGAUCUUUCUGUGGAAGCACAUUCACAUGGUCAACUGGAGAAGACUGAAGUGGAUCUACGUGGUAGCAGUCAGCAUUGUGCUUCAAUUCAUAGAGACAGUAUACAAGAAAUGACAAGCCCAAGACAUGACAGUGAUGUAGAUUGGGUGCGGGUAGUGUUGAAAGCUGAUCCUGGCAUUAGAAUGGAAGAUAUUGAGGAUCAGGCACCACGACGGCGGAAGGAACAUCGUCGUGUUCCAAGCACAGUGGCAAUAGAGGAAGUAAAGGCUGCGGCAGCAAAAGGGGAAGCACCUCUUGGACUCCCUUUGAAAGGUGCUGGUCAAGAUUCAUCAGAUGCCCAACCAAGGACUGAUGGAAUUACUCCCAAAGCCAGUGAUGCCUUGUCUGGUGAACUUUGGGAGGUAAAGAAAGAGAGGAUACAGAAGGCUUCUAUACAUGGGAAUGUGCCGGGUUGGGACUUGCGAUCUGUUAUUGUAAAGAGUGGGGAUGACUGUAGGCAGGAGCAUCUGGCAGUUCAACUUAUUUCACACUUCUAUGAUAUUUUUCAAGAAGCGGGUCUACCUCUCUGGCUGCGCCCUUAUGAAGUGUUAUGUACUUCUUCUUACACUGCUCUUAUUGAAACAAUUCCAGAUACGGCUUCUCUACAUUCUAUCAAAAGUAGAUACCACGGCAUAUCAAGUUUACGUGAAUUCUUUAUUGCCAAGUAUCAAGAAGAUUCUCCGAGUUUUAAACUUGCUCAGAGGAACUUUGUUGAAAGUAUGGCUGGAUAUUCCCUGGUUUGCUACCUUCUGCAGGUGAAGGAUAGGCAUAAUGGGAACCUCUUAUUGGAUGAAGAAGGUCAUAUUAUACAUAUUGAUUUUGGGUUCAUGCUUUCUAAUUCACCUGGUGGUGUUAAUUUUGAGAGUGCACCUUUUAAAUUAACUCGGGAGCUUCUUGAGGUCAUGGAUUCUGAUGCUGAGGGCAUUCCAAGUAACAGAAUUGUUAGCUCCCUGCUGUAGUCCCACUUUCAUCUAUUAUAUCCCUGCUUCAUUGUCUGGUUUUAGCAAUUUAGCUCCUAUAACAGAACAGGCUGUGUUAUGAAUUUUUUUUUAUUGUUUUCCCCAACCUAAUUCAUGCAAUAUGCCAACUUCCAUUUUUAAUUAUUGGCCACCACUGCAAGCUGUUUAAUAUUCAAGGACUAGUCCAACUUUGCCAAUUCAGUGAUGGAUGCCAUAUCAAAUAAUCUUGCUAGCUAUCUACUGAGUGAAAAAUCUCAUUAUAUUUGAAUUCCUUAUUUAUAGAGUUAAAGUGAUUCAAAGUGUACUAUAUUUCCAAACAAUUGGAUACACACAUCUUGUUCGAAGAGCAGCUGUCUGACAUGAUGUGUAGUGCAUAUUUGCUUGGUCUGCCAUUAGGUUAAGACAAAUGAUGAAAAAAUUGGGCCGGCGUCUUUUGUCUGACUGAAAUACGAAUGAACUAUUUGGUCCAUUGAGAAAAUAAAAUAUAAAAGAUCAGGUGAUAAGAGAAUCAGAGGGAAAUGGUUGAAUUGGUCCAAAACAAGGUGGUAGAUAACUCUUCUUUUUAUUUGCAGUGGAUUGCAAAUAGGUGAGGUUGUUAUUUUUUCCAGAGCAUGGCUACAAAAAAAGGUCACCAGGUCUUGGGAGUGUCAUUCCUUCCAACCCAAACAAUGUGAAAUGAAAAUGCAACCUGUUAUUUGUUAAACUGAAAUUUGUGCAUAAAGGUUACAGACGUUACACUAUUGCUUGGUUAGAAGUUUCCUUAUUUCCCUGCAUUGUAAAUAAUGCUUGAUUGUAACCUUGCCGAAUGCCUCAUCUUUCCACAUGAUCCUAGAUUUCAUUUCACCUAUUUUAUGUGACUUUUGAUAGUCAACUGUCAAUGUACUUUUUUGGCCUCUUAAUUUGUAUUAGAAUUUAAUUACUACUCUGGCAAAUUUACACCAUCAAUGGAGCUAUCAACUCUUGUUAUUAACUUAUUAUGCAUGUAUGUGGGCAUCAGAGGUGAAAGUCAGGAAUUCAUGAUGGGCUUUCCUGAAUUAUU